AUGCGCUCCGCAAUCUUCCACGUCCUCGCCAUCGCCGGCACCGUCUACGCCGCCGAUGCUCCUGCAGCAUAUGGCGAGGCCUCCACUGCUGAGGAGUACCCAGGUGCCGUCACUCAGAUUGACGAUGGCCAGAUUCAAGCUCCGACUGGUUCAUACGACCUGCCAUCCCCCACCACGUCCGCCGUGGUAGAGACAAGCGCAGUCGAAACAACAUCGGCCGUCGAAGCUCCACCCGCAUACUCCAGCGUCGAGAUCUCGUCCUCCACGGAAGCUGCUCCAGUUUCUUCCGCCUCGGCCUCGAGCGUUCCAGUGCCCGUCGUGGCAGUCACAUCUGCACCAGCUGUCACUACCAGUGUUUCCGUUGUGACCACCGCACCAGUAGUCGCCAACUCGACCGCUCCAUACCCAACCGGCUCCGGCAACACCACGACACUCGCAACAUCCGCAUCGACCAUCACCACGACCGAGUCCAAGUCCGCCAGCUCGACCGAGGCUGAUGCCGUUGGUGGCUCGACCUCUCCAGCUGCUGCCACGCAGACCGGCGCCGCUACUGCCAUCCAGUUCUCCGCUGGCUUUGCCGCCAUUGCUGGUCUCUUCGCUUUCCUUGCUUAA
Messenger RNA from Fulvia fulva, 612 nucleotides. RefSeq lists its product as uncharacterized. NCBI's taxonomy places the organism in Eukaryota, Fungi, Ascomycota, Dothideomycetes, Mycosphaerellales, Mycosphaerellaceae. Gene Ontology annotation, molecular function: structural constituent of cell wall. The record is from RefSeq and is a predicted model, not a curated record. The transcript has 2 exons. Bases 1 to 612 code for a protein of 203 amino acids. Gene Ontology annotation, cellular component: cell wall.